This is a messenger RNA of Chlorella variabilis, 489 nucleotides long. RefSeq lists its product as hypothetical. The transcript is spliced from 4 exons. NCBI's taxonomy places the organism in Eukaryota, Viridiplantae, Chlorophyta, Trebouxiophyceae, Chlorellales, Chlorellaceae. The coding region runs from base 1 to 489 and encodes 162 amino acids. The record is from RefSeq and is a predicted model, not a curated record.
AUGGCUGGUGUUCCGCUCAAGCCCGCCCAGCUCGCCUUUGAGGAGACGCUGCUGCGCGAGCGGCUCAACUUUUUGAGAGAGCUCAAGGAGCAGCUGCAGCAGGAGGAGGGACCGGUGGCACAGACGGUGCAGGCCUACACCUCCAUCAUCGACGAGGUGAUCUACGACAUAGCCCUGGAGGUGCACCGCGCAGUGCACACAGAAGUGGACACCCUGGCCGAUGUGCGGCACCGGCUAGCCACGGGGGGCGGCAUCAGCCAGCAGGCGGCGGCCAUCCCGCCGCUGCCGCCGCCGGUGCACAAGGGCAACAUGAUUGACGUGUUUGGCAACGUGGUGCCUCCCAUCGCGCUGGACCAGGUGGCCUGCCCCAGCUGCGGGCGCAAGGUGGCGGCGGGCAGGUUUGCGCCGCACCUGGAGAAGUGCAUGGGGCGGGGGCGGCAGGCCAGCCGCCAGGCCAACAAGCGGCUCAGUACCAUGGAGUUUGGCUGA